Monopterus albus (swamp eel) is the source of this 2151-nucleotide messenger RNA. RefSeq names its product heat shock protein 30-like. Bases 315 to 938 code for a protein of 207 amino acids. Gene Ontology annotation, biological process: response to heat; protein refolding. The record is from RefSeq and is a predicted model, not a curated record. The transcript has 2 exons. Gene Ontology annotation, cellular component: cytoplasm; nucleus. Lineage: Eukaryota; Metazoa; Chordata; Actinopteri; Synbranchiformes; Synbranchidae.
UGGUGGACCCUGCACACUCCUCCACGUUAUGGAGAGUGGUGACCUCUUGUUGCUGCAGAGCUGCAAAAUACUGCAGGAAAAAAUGAGAAACAAGAAUCAUCCAGUGCCAUCAGUGCUCCAGGGUAGCAGCUCCACCCAGUGGAGAGCGCUAGAGAUGACAGGAAAGUUCCCGAAGCCUCUGGAGCUCCUCUAGUGAGAACAUAAAAGCUGGGCCAGUCCCACUGCUGAGACAGAAAGCAACACUGAAGAAAACAGACUCCUUAACAGUGUCUCUACUUACAGCAAGAGAACUCGACGCUAAACACACGCUGAAGAUGCUGUGCUCUCAUGGAUUCCAGUCUGCCCUCAGUCCAUUCAUGGACUUCCACUGGCCUGUACGCAGUCUGUGGCCAGAGGUCAGACCUCUGCUCUACCAGCAGGAUCUACUGCGGAGAAACCUACAGGAGCUGCGCUGCAGUCUGGAGCUGAUGCACAAACUUCAACAUAAGAUCCUGGAGGAGACAGAGCCUUUCCAAAGCAGUGUGGCCGUGCAGCCGGUCUCCUACCAGCUGGACAAAGAGGGAGAGCACUUUGGCCUGACCCUGGACACUCGCGGCUUCUCCCCAGAGGAGCUGUCUGUGAGGCAGGUGGGCAGGAAGCUGAGAGUCAGUGGGAAGACAGAGAAGAAGCAGGAGGAUGGGAAAGGCUCCUACUCUUACAGACUGCAGGAGUUCAGACAGGAGUUUGAUCUGCCUGAAGGACUGAACCCUGAAGCCGUCACAUGCUGCCUGGCUCCAGACGGGAAGCUCCACAUCCAGGCCCCCAAAGCUCCAUGUGCUGAGGAGGCUGAGAGAGAGCUGACUAUCAAGAGGAGCUCGGAGGAGGAGAAAACUCAGCAGAGUGUGUGUUCACACCCAGAAGGCAGCGGCACAGAGAGAGACAGCAGCACACAGGACUGAACACAUGGACUGACCACAAUGUUGCUGUGCCAAAAUAUGAUACAUAUUUUUAUACAAAUAUUGUUAUUGUCAUGCAUGUAUACUGUAUAUUAACAUGUGAUUAUGUUAAUACAUUUAUUAACAUUUAAACAAUGCUCUUCCUUGGCAUUUAUAUUAUUACUUUCAUCCUCUCUGCAAAAGAAGCACACUUUAAUUCACUGUUUGACAAAAGUGUAGCAUUUAAAUACUCAAAUAAAACAAUCUGAGAAGUGAAAAGAACUUGGUUGAAUAGAAUACUGAACCACUGUACAAGUCAUCUCUCAUGGGCUCUCAAUCACUGUCAUCAUCGAGUAAAACAAAACAUUAAAAAACUAUAUUAGUUGAACUAAUAACUUCGUACAAUGAAGCAGAAUUAGUGAACCUGCCCACCCAUUAUUUAGAUAGUUUUUUCUCUUCUUUCUCUUUAUUGUUUAAAAGUGAAUGCCAGCUGUUACUGAAGGUGCUUUGUCUUUCCCUGGCUCCCGUCUGGCUGCCAGGGUGUUUCUUUCCCAAGGAUUGUCCCUUUAACGUGGCAGCACAGGGGCGGUGGAGGAAAAAAACUUACUUUAGGGACUCAUUCAGCUUUUGUUUUAUUUCUAUUUUUGGCAGUGGCCUGUUUUUCAGGGCAGUGUUGACAGAAUGCGUAUUCACUGGAUCUUUAAUUGUCAGCGGGUGUUCACCAGUUCUCUGCUUCAUUCCUCCAUCUCUCCCCGUCUCUGCUUUAGAAUUGUUGCUUUCAUCUUUCAUGUAACUUUUCUUCUUGUUAACCAUGGUCAUCCUUUGCCUCCCUCAUGCCAGAGCCAUUCCCAUCCUGACAGAUCUCCUCCUUUCCUCUCUUCUCCAUGCUCUUCACUUCUCCAGUGACAGUUACCUUGGGCGUUUCCAUGACAUCCCCUUUACUCAGUAUCCUUUGCUUUCAUCUCCUCCUCACUUCUUCUGGAAGAGGUGGAGUUUUAUUUUAAUGCCAGCAACACAUGGGAUCAUUUACUGACUCUUUUAUUUCUUCUUUCCUCAAGGCCCAACCCCCCCAUCCUUCUUUACUAAAACCUUCCACUUUACUCUUUCUCUUCACUUCCCUCCCUUCGUCACAUUUCCCCCUCCUAACCCUUCCACCCAUUCCUCCCUUUCUCAGACACUUUAUCUAACUGAAUCAACAGGGUGUGUUUGAAGCAGACAGCGUUCAUUGGCAUUGCAG